CGCAACAACAGGAAGAAGAGAGUGGCUAGGAGAGAGAGGGGCAGCCAUGAAAGCAAUGGUGAGACAGAGUGUGGUGGUGUUAGCAGCGAUUCUGAUCGGACAAAGCUGGUGGGCAGAAGGGGCGUUCCGUGAUGGGUUCGUGAGAACGAGAGGGGUGCAGUUCCUCAUCAAUGGCUAUCCGUACUACGCCAAUGGCUUCAACGCCUACUGGCUAAUGUACGAAGCCUCCGAUCCAUCCCAACGCUUCAAAAUCUCCGACGCCUUCCGAGACGCCUCCCGCCGCGGCCUGAGCGUCGCUCGCACCUGGGCCUUCAGCGACGCCGGCUACCGUCCCCUUCAAUUCUCCCCCGGCUCCUACAACGAGCAAAUGUUUCAGGGUCUGGAUUUCGUGAUAUCCGAGGCGAGAAGAUAUGGGAUCAAGCUGAUACUGAGCCUGGUCAAUAACUACGACAGCUUCGGGGGGAAGAAGCAAUACGUGGACUGGGCUAGAAGCCGAGGCCAGUACCUGACAUCGGAAGAUGACUUCUUCACAAACCCUGUUGUGAAAGAUUUCUACAAGGACCAUGUCACGACUGUUUUGAACAGAUUCAAUACCUUCACCAAUGUUCAUUACAAGGAUGAUCCAACCAUUAUGGCUUGGGAGCUCAUGAACGAACCCCGUUGCACCUCUGAUCCCUCUGGACGCACCAUUCAGGAUUGGAUUACGGAAAUGGCCGCUCAUGUGAAAUCUCUGGACAGUAAGCAUCUGUUGGAAGCUGGCCUGGAAGGGUUCUAUGGUCAAUCUUCCCCUGAGAGGAAGAAUCUGAACCCUCCUGUUAACGUUGGAACCGAUUUCAUAGCCAAUAACCGCGUCCCUGGCAUUGAUUUCGUCACGGUUCACUCGUAUCCCGACCAAUGGUUGCCGUACUCGAACGAUGAAUCCCAGUUGGAUUUCUUGAACAAAUGGCUCGACGCUCACAUUCAAGACGCCCAAAACGUUCUUCAGAAACCAGUCCUAAUGGCAGAAUUCGGGAAAUCGACUCAUGCGCCUGGAUUUUGUCUAGACAAAAGGGAUACGAUCUUUAAUACGGUGUACGGAAAGAUAUACGCGUCGGCCAAGGGACAGGGUGCGGCCGCAGGGGGACUGUUCUGGCAGCUCCUGACCGAGAGUAUGGAUAAUUUUCAAGACGGCUAUGGGAUCGUGCUGAGCGAGGGCUCGUCCACCGUUAACGUCAUCUCUCAACAGUCUCGUAAGUUGGGUUUGAUCCGUAGAAUGUUCGCCCGGAUGAGAAACGUCGAGAUAUGGAAGAGGGCGAGGAAUGGGGCAAAGAAAGUGUGGGGUCCCUAAAUUAAAUACGGAUAAAGUAGAGGGGUCGUUUUGUAAUUUCAAGUAUGUAAAUUCUCUUAGAGAUGGGUUUAUGCCAUGGUGAUGAUGACAUCAGCUCGUCCAGGAGAUAUGAGUCCGGGAUAGAUGAAUAGCAGUUAAUCACAAACCAAUUACUAAAAUAUAUAUAUGUAUGUAUCGUUUAUGUUAAUUUUAAAUUUUAUAUCAAAAUAUAGUUUCAUGAA
Tarenaya hassleriana is the source of this 1548-nucleotide messenger RNA. Its product is annotated as mannan endo-1,4-beta-mannosidase 7. Gene Ontology annotation, molecular function: hydrolase activity, hydrolyzing O-glycosyl compounds. The record is from RefSeq and is a predicted model, not a curated record. Lineage: Eukaryota; Viridiplantae; Streptophyta; Magnoliopsida; Brassicales; Cleomaceae. The transcript is spliced from 5 exons. The coding region runs from base 47 to 1327 and encodes 426 amino acids.